Messenger RNA from Pogona vitticeps (central bearded dragon), 4050 nucleotides. Its product is annotated as beta-1,4-galactosyltransferase 3. The record is from RefSeq and is a predicted model, not a curated record. Gene Ontology annotation, molecular function: galactosyltransferase activity. Gene Ontology annotation, biological process: carbohydrate metabolic process. Gene Ontology annotation, cellular component: Golgi apparatus. Lineage: Eukaryota; Metazoa; Chordata; Lepidosauria; Squamata; Agamidae.
CACCUCACCUCCUGGGCCAGCACGCGAUUGGCCCGGAUUUCAACUCUGGGACUUGGGCGCCCGGGAGUGAAGAAGAAGGAGAAGGAGAAGAAGGGGCUGCGUGACGUGGGCGGCCGCUUUUUCUGCCCCCUCGCCCUCCUCUUCCCUCCCUCCCUCUUUCGGGGGGCUGGCGGGACUCUGCCGGGCGGCCCUGUUCGGCGGCGACACCCAAAGACCGGACUGGUCGGGGGAGCGUGGAAGAACCCGGCAGGGGCAGCGAGCGAGCUCUCCCCCUCUCUCUCGAGCUCACCUCAGUGGGGAGGUUCUGAGUCACAAUCUCUUUCCAUCUUCUCUGAGUUAAUGCAGAAACUCAAUGGAAAUGUUGGGCUUCAAGGACUAAGAACUUCCUUAACCCUAUUAAGCAAACAAGUGUGCCCAAUCUAAGGUCACUGUUUCCUCCUUCCCUUGUUGCCACCUUUUCAGGCAGCAGCACCAUGGAUAGAUGAUCUUGGCCUUGCCCCGCCAUGCUGCAGGUGCGUGGCCGCUACCUGCUGCUCUUCCUGGGAGUGCAGCUGGUGGUGAUGGCACUGCUGUACUGCGAGGGCUACCGGAAGCGUGUUGCCUAUUUCCUAGGCAUUUUCUACAAAGGGAGCACAUUGACAAUGCUGGCCAGCCUACACAAUGCCUCACUGGCAGGGGAUGUCUAUGCCAACCUCAGCCUGAUUGCCCACCCCCCAGUGCCCCCGGAGAAUCUUCCAUACUGUCCAGACAUCUCUCCUUUCCUUGGAGGCCCCAUUCGAGUGACCUUCCCCCCAGGCUUGUCCCUGGAAGAUAUUAGCCGAAAGAAUCCCUAUGUGAGCAAAGGGGGGCGUUACCGUCCCCCUGAUUGUGAUGCCCUCCACAAAACAGCUGUCAUCAUUCCUCACCGCAACCGGGAGCAGCACCUCAAGUACCUGCUGUACUACCUUCACCCUUUCCUGCAGCGGCAGCAACUCAGCUAUGGCAUCUAUAUCAUCCACCAGGCUGAGAACUACACUUUUAACCGAGCCAAACUCUUGAAUGUGGGCUUCAAGGAAGCUAUGAAAGAUGAGGACUGGGACUGUAUAUUCUUCCAUGAUGUGGACCUUAUCCCCGAGGAUGAUCGCAAUUUGUAUACCUGUGACCGAUUUCCUAAGCAUGUGGCAGUGGCCAUGGACAAGUUUAGCUACAAGCUUCCCUAUAAGACUUACUUUGGAGGUGUUUCAGCACUCAGUCCAGAGCAAUAUAUGAAGAUGAACGGCUUUCCUAACAAUUACUGGGGCUGGGGUGGUGAAGAUGACGACAUUGCAGUUCGGGUAGCACUGAGUGGAAUGGUUAUCUCUCGCCCAUCUAUUCAGUAUGGCCGCUAUCGUAUGAUCAAGCAUGGACACGACAAAGGAAAUGAACAGAAUCCGAAGAGAUUUAACUUGCUGGCUAAGACAAGGAGAACAUGGAAGCAGGAUGGCAUGAAUACACUGGAGUAUCUCCUGAUCUCCAAAGAGUUACAUCCCCUUUACACGAACAUCACUGUCUUCAUUGGCACUGAGAAGGGAAUGCGCCGUUCAACGUGAUGUACUUGUCACAGAGUGCCAUGGAGACAGGAAUCUCACCUUGUCACUGAUGCAGGACUGAGGAAACCAAAGAAUCCACAGCGGGAUAUACAGCCCCGAGCAGUGUGGCUGCCAUGUGCGGACUGUAGGGUCCAGCAAGGUGCUAGGUGUGUGUUCUGGAGACAGAGUAGAGACUCACCGCAAGAUUCCCUCCCACUUGCCCAGUUUUUAAUCUUGGGGUGUGGGUGGGUUCAGUUCUUUUGGGACUCAGCUAGUGGGAUGCCUUUCAUAUCUUGGUUGAAGAGGUGGCAAAGUAGCAUGACCAGAGGAGCAGGACUGUCCUUUGCAGUCUGAAUCUCCACAGCUGCUGUGCCAUGGUUUGUCUUUCUUAUUAAAGUGCAAUUUAUUUUAAAAAUCCUGGCUAAGUGGCGGUUUCUCUUCUUGCACCAGAGCUUAAGAGGAAGUUGUUGGAGGCCAGUUCUGGCUAAAGCUGCACUUUUUGCCAGUACAGAAGAGCCGGGACCUGCUUGGCUGAAAAGCGAGAGGCUGGGUGAGAGUCAACACUGACUGUGCAGUCUCUCUAUCACUGAUUGGCAAGUCAACACAGUAGCACCAGGAUGGUUUUGUCUCAGCAAGGAAAUAAAUCAUGAUGGGAGGAUAUUGUGGGCUUGUAUGCAUAUUGUUAGGAGUUUCUAGGAAGACAUGGUGGAAUGGCAGACUAUGUUCUGCUUCUUCCAUCUUGCAAGGGCAUUUGCUUUGAAGAGCCCCCUUUCCAUUCUGUUGUUGAAAUCUUGCUGCAAAAAAGGAUUCUGAUGAGAUUUUUGCCCUUGGAUAAAUUUUAAGAUUCUUUGCUUCUUGACCUGUGGGGGUUCAGCUGGUUAUCUGAGUAGGCCCAUGUAGCGAUCCUUUCCACAACAAUAUCUGUUUUCUCCAGGAACAGGUCCCUCAUUGCUGCUCUAACCAGGUUUCCAUGCAGCCCGAUUUCUGUAAUGCUGUGGGAUGUGCAACGAUCACAAAUGGUGAAGCAGGUGUAAUAGAUAUUUCAAGUUGAAAUUAUCUGAAAGCACUUGUAAAACAAAAAUAAGUGUAUAAACUCACAUGAUUUGUUUCUGCGUUUGGAAAUUAGCCCUGUCAUUCUUGGAAGCCAGAAGGGUCAACCAGUUAGCACUGAUCAGAAAAUAGGUGAAGAUAGCUGUCAUAAAGUCUUUUGCUGUUCAGUGGAUGCCCUGUCAGUCUUCACUAAACUUCCAAAUUCCUCCAACAACUAAAGGGAUCUGUUGUGCAACUGUUUGAUGCAGCUGUACUUUUUGUAAAUAGAAGUAUUUUAAACAUUCCUCAGAAAUGUGGAUAACGGGGGCAGAAAACAUAAUAUGAAGAAUUGUAUUGAAAUGUUUGAGAUGUUAGGAGCUUGUUAAGAGCUCUGCUGGAACAAACUGAAGGUCCAUUUAAUUAAGUAUUCUGCUUCCAAAAGCUAGCCAGGAAACUGCAAUGUGGGGGGCAAAUAAGUGGCACUAUGACAAGAUAAAAGUGGCAUUAACUGACUCACCCUGGUUGAAGGAGCAGCAUGGUCGUUAGUCCACAGCAGCAGUCUGAACUCUGUAGUAGUUCUACUAGAGUGCUAUCCAAUUCAGCAUAUGCGGACAUAGCAAGCUGCCAAGAAAGCCCAAGAGUUGGCAUUCUGUUUUAAGAUUUUUUUAAAAAAUGAAGGGACUAGUUAAAAGAAAGCUGGAGAGGGAUCUUUGAGGGCAUCAAACCCAAGCUUUCAGGAUAAAGGCUUAAAAACACAAUAGAAAUUUGUCUAGGAAAUUUGCACAUUAGGAAGUUGAAGGGAAUACCAGUGUGGUUAAUGACCAUAAUCAAGGAAGCAAUAAAGCCAAGAAUGCUUUCUUCUAAGAGAUAAUGAGAAGACAUUCAGUAGGUUGCUGAAACAUUAUGACUAACUGCUACCUUCUGUAAAGACAUAAUCCAAGAGACAGUAGAGAUGUUAAAUGACAACUGAAUAGAAGAUGCAUUAAUGAAGACAGGGAGAUUAGAAAGAGCUGAAUGAAGGGAGGGCAUUAAAUAUACUGCUAUUUCUGAACAGAACAUUCAGGGAAAUAUCUUGGAAAAUUAGACAAAUACUGAUGAAGUGACACUGGAAUACAUAUUAAUUUUUAAGAAAUCUCUAGAUUCAGAUGAUACCCACUCCAACAUUGAAAUUAAGGUCAUGUUUUUCAAUUAACUUUAAAGAGUUGCUUAAGAAGAAUCGGCAUGGCUUCCUUGGGAAAAGGUUUUAGCUUCCCAGCUUUUUGGAAGUUCUUGUAGCAUAGCAUGUGUGGAUGGCAUGACAGUCGAUUAUUCCACACUGUCUCUACUGAUUGCCAAAUCUCUUUUGAAACGUUCCUAAGUGUUGAUUGGCAUGUAUAAUGAAUUAGUGACUUUUCUUAACAUCAGAAAGGAGAAGCAGGUGUACACAUUUCACCACAGAGCACUGGUUCCCAAACUUGGGUAACCCAGAUGUUCU